AUGUUCAAACUCUCUCCCUCAGCUGCGCAAGCUGCCAACCAGUCUUGCCGUCCAGAAGGCCGUGAUGGCUUCGAGAUCGCUAUAAUCUGCGCAUUAACUAUCGAGCGCGAUCCCAUCGAGGCGCUUUUGGACGAGGAGUAUGAGACUGAUGCUUUCUCUUAUGGGAAAGCUGAUGGAGAUCUUAAUAGCUAUACCACAGGUCGAUUAGCCAACCAUCAUGUGGUCAUUGUGUACAUGCCAGAAGUCGGCAUAACUAGCGCUGCAGCAGUUGUUGCCAAUCUCCGAUCCAGUUUUAGGAGGAUCAAGAUUGGCAUCCUCGCGGGUAUAUGUGGCGGUGUUCCGAAAACGUCAAGCGAAGCAGAGAUCGUCUUGGGGGAUGUCAUUAUCAGCACAUCAGUAAUUCAAUUCGACAAUGGCAAGCAGUAUCCCAAUAAAUUUAUCCGAAAGCACACUCUUGGGCGAUCGAAUCGCGAAAUUGGUUCGUUUGCUGGGAAGCUCUCAAGCACUCGCCGUCGAACAAGAAUCAGAGAUAAGAUUAGUCAUUUCUCUUCCCAGCUAUGGGACAAAGACGAAUUCCGCGACUCAAGUUACCCUGGACCAAUGAGCGAUAUUCUGUACCCAGCUGAAUAUCGUCAUAAACACCGACAGCAGCCAUGCGGCGUGUGCGAUGGCUGUGUCAAUCAGAAUGAUGAAGUUUGUGAAAUAGCUCUGCGCAGCACUUGCAGAGACUUAGGUUGUGGCAUUGAGACACAGAUAACACGCGACCGUAUACAGGCAGCAAAGGGUAUUGCUCCCAACGGAAGCCGGACAACUGAGGCAGAUAUUCAAGAGGCGAGAAAGCCUCGUAUUCACUUUGGUCCGAUAGCGUGCAGUAACCAAGUGAUGAAGAGCGCCCAACACCGGGACAAAAUAGCCGGAGAAGAGAAAGUGAUUGCUUUUGAGAUGGAGGGUGCUGGUACAUGGGAUUAUGUACCAACCCUUGUGAUCAAGAGCGUGGCUGAUUAUGCAGACUGUCACAAAUCAAAGGAAUGGCAAGGAUAUGCAGCAAUCACGGCAGCGGCAUGUACAAAGGCGGUCCUGGCCGAAUGGAGAAGUACGGACUCGGUCACCGAAUAUCGCACAACUGAGACCCUUAUCGCGUUUGAGAGACUUGAUCCAGUCAAUCACCAGGAAACACGAACUUCCCGGGAGAGUGUGGCCCAUGGACCCGGAUAUUACAUUUCUACCAAAGACGCAGAUGCUUCGUUUCAAGAAAUUCAAGGUAGAAGCCGGGCAGCGAUUAGUCAGUGCAAUGAGGAGAUACAGAGGAGUCAACGACAACGUGAGAGUCAAUCAACACAGAUGAGGAACCUCGAUGUUGAGAUUACAACCAUUGGUCAAGCCUUUUUCGUACUCCUCGGCGCUGUGUCUCCAGUGGGCAGCCUUCUUGUUACUGCAUUCAUGAAGUACAUGAAGGUUCUCUUAGGCUCAAGUAGGAUCCUGGGCGCGAUGACCGAGGCGACAGAAUCCUCUUUGCAGUCACUCCUAGUCUCUGAGGGAGAGGCUGAAGUUGUCAAGGAGGCUGUUAUUGAAGAGGUUGGAUGGCUAGAAAAAGUGGCAAUGCUGGAUCACCACAAUUUCGAAAUUGACAAUUCCCUCUCCCAAGGAGUUUUCGAAUAUUCGCUCCUCGAGGGUGUGUCUAUCAGAAAAGAAGCUGAUGAUUCAGAUAUUUCGAGUCGCCAGGCCCAGGGCAAGGCUCUCCAUGGCACGGAUACGCAAGCCAGCCGAGACGACAGCAACUUAAUCCACAUUUCGGCGAGAAAACUGUCACAUCAAGAGGGCCACGUUGCUUUCAGGUCAGACCAAACAUCUGUGCAGCCCAGGUUUGACCCCAAGGCAAACCAGGACACGCAUGAUGAGACCAAGACGAUUCCACAUUGUGAUAAAAUCGCCAUUCUUCAAGAGGCGCACAGCCAGCUAGCGGGGUGCCUAGAGCAGAUAAAAGUCGAGAUUGCAGCUAAUGAACAUGCUCUGGAAGCCGAGAAGAGGAGGAUUUUAGAGCUAGAGAGGGAGGUUGAAAGACUCAACAAAGAAAGAAACAGCCGUUGGUUCAACUGGUGUGUGAUUCUGUAA
Messenger RNA from Aspergillus lentulus, 2112 nucleotides. The record is from RefSeq and is a predicted model, not a curated record. NCBI's taxonomy places the organism in Eukaryota, Fungi, Ascomycota, Eurotiomycetes, Eurotiales, Aspergillaceae.